CACACAUACAGAAAGACUGAUUUAUAAACUCUCUAACUUCUGCUACUGCAUCUCAAUAGCCAAAUCAUUGUAAGAAAAUGAGCUCUGAGAUUCCCUUGAUCAUGUUAUUCAUCACACUUUUCUUCUUACUGAUGCUGAAGAAGAAAAGACAGGUUAUGAUUUCAAGAAGGCUUCCUCCUGGUCCUAAAAAGCUCCCAAUCAUAGGCAACCUUCAUCAACUUGGAAAGUUGCCCCAUCGAUCACUUCAAAACAUGUCCCAAAGAUACGGGGAUCUCAUGUUCCUGCAACUGGGAUCCGUGCCUGCACUAGUCGUCUCGUCCCCCGACAUGGCCCGGGACAUAUUUAAAAACCACGACCUCGUUUUCUCGGGCCGACCACCUCUCUAUUCCGCAAAGAGGUUUACUUACAACCUCUCUAGCAUCUCUCUAGCACCCUACGGCGAGUACUGGCGACAAGUGCGAAAAAUCUUGGUUUUGGAGCUAAUGACGGCCAAGAGGGUCGAAUCAUUUGGCCAAGUACGGGUUCAAGAGGUGGCUCUCACUAUGGAGCGUAUAUCCAGCAAUGCUCCAAACGUUGUCGACCUAAGUUCACUGAUGUUUCUGCUAUCCAACAACGUUGUUUGUCGUGUGGCUUUCGGCAAGAUGAGUCCUAGUGAUGAUAGAAACAGCAGUAGGUUUCAGGAAAUUCUUGGUGAGGCGCAGCAUUUGAUGGGAGAGUUCAACGUUGCCGAUUUUUUUCCGUGGAUGGGCUGGGUUAACAAGUUUAACGGGGUAGACAGGAGGCUGGAGAAGAAUUUCCGGGACCUGGACAGGUUUUUCGACCAAGUAAUUGAAGAACAUCUUGAUCCCAUGAGGCCUGAAUCAGACAGCGAAGAUAUCAUCGAUGUUUUGCUGCGAAUUCAGAAGGAUCCAAAUCAGACAAUCAAUCUGAGUGAUGAACAACUCAAGGGUGUUCUUAUGGACAUAUUCGUGGCUGGAACUGAUACUUCGGCAGCAACAAUCAUAUGGACAAUGGCAGAACUGAUGAGAAACCCCCACGUGAAACAAAAAGCCCAACAAGAACUGAGACAAGCAGCCAAAGGAAAGACAAAAAUACAAGAAUCUGACCUCCCAAAUCUCCCAUAUCUUAAACAGGUCAUAAAAGAGUCAUUCAGGCUCCACCCACCCGCCCCGCUGCUGGUCCCGAGAGAAACGACGAAAAGUUGCACCAUCGCUAACAGCUACGACGACGUCUCAAAGAAACCAAGAACAUCUUCCAAUUCCACAAGGGAGACUUGCACCGUUGCCGACAGCUACGACGUUCCCGCGAAAACAAGAGUAUUUUUCAACUGCAAGGCGAUGUCCGCUGACCCCGCGUACUGGGAGGACCCGGAGAAGUUCUGGCCUGAGAGGUUUAUGGACAGGCAGGUUGAUUUUAGAGGACAGCAUUUUGAGCUGCUGCCGUUCGGUGCCGGGAGAAGGGGCUGCCCUGGUAUUAACUUUGCAGUGCCGCUGGUGGAGCUGGCGCUGGCAAAUCUGCUGUUUUGCUUUGAUUGGGAACUCCCAGAGGGGAUGUCAGCGGAGGAUGUUGAUAUGGAGGAAGCACCCGGGAUCACAAUGCAUAAGAAAACUCCUCUUUGCUUAGUUGCUUCCCCAGUGAACUUAGGGUAGGAUCGGACUGUAUCUUUCAUUUCGUUUAAUAUAUUUUCUAUUUUCGAAUAUGUUGUAUCUCUUAUUUCAUUUAAUAUAUAUUUUCUAUUGUUGGACA
Messenger RNA from Sesamum indicum (sesame), 1746 nucleotides. Its product is annotated as strychnine-11-hydroxylase. The record is from RefSeq and is a predicted model, not a curated record. Gene Ontology annotation, molecular function: oxidoreductase activity, acting on paired donors, with incorporation or reduction of molecular oxygen; heme binding; monooxygenase activity. Lineage: Eukaryota; Viridiplantae; Streptophyta; Magnoliopsida; Lamiales; Pedaliaceae.